Molecule: messenger RNA, 1330 nt
Organism: Camellia sinensis
Lineage: Eukaryota; Viridiplantae; Streptophyta; Magnoliopsida; Ericales; Theaceae
Source: RefSeq, a predicted model, not a curated record
GUAGACGUGAGAUAACGCGAAGAAGAAACAUCUCCGAACUGUUUUCAGAAAAGCGAAGAAGACAACGACAACGGCAACGACGAAGGAGGAGUGCUCGUCAACGACGCGUUAAUGGAGGUUACAAGAAAUCAAAAGGAAAUUUGGAAGAUAUAUCAUAAAUUAUAAUCUUUGUGUGCUUAUAAAGGGGCUUUUAGGAAGAUAUAGAGAGCCAUAUAAUGUACCCAUUUUCUCCUCCAUCCUCUGCUUCCCCUUCCAUGUCGAUCACUGGUAUUCAGGGCCGUCUCCUCGAAGUCACAGUUGUUGGUUGCAACAAAUUGAAGGACACUGAAUGGAUUUCGAGGCAAGAUCCCUACGUUUGCCUCGAAUACGCUAGCACCAAGUACCGUACCCGCACUUGCACAGACGGAGGCAAAAACCCUACUUUCCAGGAGAAAUUCACAUUCACGCUUAUUGAAGGCCUCCGAGAAUUGAAUACUGUUGUUUGGAAUAGCAAUACCGUCACUUUCGACGAUUUCAUUGGCAGCGGAAAAAUUCAAUUGCAAAAGGUUCUUUCAGAGGGAUACGACGAUAGUUCUUGGCCGCUACAGACUAAAACUGGGAGGCAUGCAGGAGAAGUUCGACUCAUACUGCAUUAUUCUAGUGCCAAUAAGCCAGCAACAAACUAUGCUCCAUCUAUUCCACCGUAUGUAGCGCCACCUGCCGCCCAAACCCUUAUGUACUCUAUGCCACCACCAUCUGCAGCUUGUUAUCCGCCGCCAGCCGGUUCGUACCCUGCACCGUCACUGUACACUUCAUACCCAACUCAUUCAGAAGCUUAUCCACCAUCUCCAUACCCUCCCCCUCAGCUUUCUGCUUAUCCUUCAUCAUACCCACCACCUUCAGCAUAUCCCCCACAAGCAUAUCCACCACCCCCACAGGCCUCACAAUAUUAUCCUCCAGGACCGUACCCUGGAAUCUAUCGCCCACCCCCAUAUUGAUACAAAAAAGCUCCUGUACAUCCGAAGUGAAGAAACUAGAGUUUGCUAUUUACUGAUAGUUGUCAGUUGUAGGUUUUGUGAUCAUGGCUUUGUAUCUUCUCUAUUAUCAAAGUUUUAAUGCUGCUUAUGCAAUUUUUUUAUGCAAAUUUUAGGUGAAAAUUGUCAAUAUAUUGUAUUAUCAAUAUAUUUUUGUAACACGGUUCCAUCAUUGGUGGUUGUAUUUGCCCUUUUGGCCUGGUCCUAUUUUGUUAAUUUUGAUAAUAAGGCCUCUUUAUAUUGAAUGUUGGGCGCAAUGUAACCGUCAAGCACUACCGUCAUUUGAAUUGAGUAUUUCUAUGUUUCAAGUUAAACCA